Molecule: messenger RNA, 447 nt
Organism: Staurois parvus
Lineage: Eukaryota; Metazoa; Chordata; Amphibia; Anura; Ranidae
Source: the annotation of a GenBank genome assembly
UAUGGACGGUCUUGAGGCACCCUUUAAAAUUAUGGACGGUCUUGAGGCACCCUUUAAAAUUAUGGACGGUCUUGAGGCACCCUUUAAAAUUAUGGACGGUCUUGAGGCACCCUUUAAAAUUAUGGACGGUCUUGAGGCACCCUUUAAAAUUAUGGACGGUCUUGAGGCACCCUUUAAAAUUAUGGAUAGUCCUGAGGCACCCUUAAAAAUUAUGGACAGUCUUGAGGCACCCUUAAAAAUUAUGGACAGUCUUGAGGCACCCUUUAAAAUUAUGGACAGUCCCGAGGCACCCUUUAAAAUUAUGGACAGUCCCGAGGCACCCUUUAAAAUUAUGGACAGUCCCUGGGGCACCCUUUAAAAUUAUGGACAGUCUUGAGGCACCCCAUUCCAAAAUGGGUUGCCUCAAGACUCCAAGGCACCCCUGAAGAAACCUCAGGACACCCCUGA